Dichomitus squalens LYAD-421 SS1 is the source of this 729-nucleotide messenger RNA. RefSeq lists its product as uncharacterized. Lineage: Eukaryota; Fungi; Basidiomycota; Agaricomycetes; Polyporales; Polyporaceae. The transcript has 6 exons. The record is from RefSeq and is a predicted model, not a curated record. The coding region runs from base 1 to 729 and encodes 242 amino acids.
AUGCUCUACCUCAUAAACUACUUAGGAGUUGCGGCUUUCACAAACCUCCGGCUAUAUGGGAUCUCUGCCAAGGACUGGAAGUUCUUGCUUGUAGUAGGACCCCUCACUCUCACCAUUCCCGUCAUCCUCCUGGUCGAGACUGCAUCAUAUACUGCCUACCAGGCCGGCCCCUCCAUUGGUUGCCAAUACGAUUACCAGUAUUCCUCGCAGAUUGUUACACAGCCUCGCAGCUUGACGACUGCUACCGUGUCCACCGCCAUUGCGGCCAACGCCAUCCUCGUCAUAGUCACUUGGGUCAAGACGUUCUCCAUCGUCAAGGUUUCAAUACAAUUUCAUGUCCGGACAUCUCUUGCAAGGGUCCUCAUGAGGGAUGGCACCCUCUACUUUAUCUUUACGGCCAUCAUCCUCUCUCAGUUCAUGCUCAAUCUCCGGGGGAUCUAUUUUACGGACUCGUAUAGUGGAGAUUCAGUGGAUGCGGGCACACUCAGCUUCCGCGGGCUCCCUGGAUUCCGGGUGACGUCUUCUAAUGUUGUCGGCAACCUGGGCGCAACAGUCAGGACUAGGCCACAUAGCCACUAUCAGGUGCCGGCGCAGUAUGAACAGGAACAUGAAGGGGAGGAGGCCGAGUUCUCGGAUGAUCCGUUCAGAGAAGGGAUGUUGGAAGGCGCCUUAGUCACAGAGGGGGAGCUCAUGGCCGGAAUCUCUAUGAACGGUGCUCUGAGCCUGUGA